Molecule: messenger RNA, 1806 nt
Organism: Dicrocoelium dendriticum
Lineage: Eukaryota; Metazoa; Platyhelminthes; Trematoda; Plagiorchiida; Dicrocoeliidae
Source: the annotation of a GenBank genome assembly
UAUCGUUACCGUCCCACUUGAACUUAAGUUAAACUUGCGCUUGCCCAGCACUGCUAAUCGCAGUCGCUCCGCUCUCAUAAAUCACGCCGCACAAGUAGACCGCGCUCUGAAUUGUUAUGCCAUCUGGUGGCCCAGUUCUCGUUCUUAAUCGAAAUUCCCGGGGAGAGAAUGGCAAAUCUGUGCGGUUUGCCAACAUCGAAGCUGGGAAAACCGUUGCUGAUUUAAUCAGGACCUGCCUUGGUCCACGUGCCAUGCUUAAAAUGCUAAUGGAUCCUAUGGGUGGUAUUGUUAUGACAAACGACGGUAAUGCCAUACUGCGUGAGAUCACAGUUGAACAUCCAGCUGCGAAGUCCAUGAUUGAGAUAGCGCGAACUCAGGAUGAAGAGGUUGGCGACGGCACUACUUCUGUCAUUAUUUUGGGUGGUGAGAUGUUAGGUGUUGCUGCCCCACUUUUGGAAAAGCAAAUACAUCCCACAAAGAUUAUCGCUGCUUUCCGUAAGGGGCUGGAUGAUAUCCUGAGUUCUUUGCGCGAUAAUCUCAGCAUUCCUAUAGACAUUAAUAAUAAAGACGAGAUGAACAACCUAAUAAAAAGCUGCAUUGGAACCAAGUUUGUUAACCAGUGGUCUGACCUAGCGUGUCAAAUCGCCUUGGAUGCAGUCAGGACUGUUACUGUGGAUAGUGACGGACGUAAAGAAAUCGACAUCAAGCGAUAUGCAAAGGUGGAAAAAAUACCUGGAGGGUCGAUAGAGGAUUCUCAAGUUCUGGAUGGCGUCAUGUUCAAUAAAGAUGUGGUCCAUCCUCGAAUGUCUAGAAAAAUCGAGAACCCUCGCAUUUUACUUUUAGAUUGCAACUUGGAAUACAAGAAAGGCGAAAGUCAAACAUCAAUAGAAAUUACUUCCGACAAGGAUUUCACACGCGCUUUGGAGAUAGAAGAAGCAUACAUCAAGGAGAUAUGCGAUAACAUCAUCAAGUUCAACCCUAAUGUUGUUGUAACAGAGAAAGGCGUAAGCGAUCUUGCGCAGCACUUUCUUUCCAAAGCCGGGAUAUCCGUCAUUAGACGUUUAAGAAAAACGGAUAAUCUGAGGAUUGCUAGAGCUACUGGCGCAACCAUAGUCAGUCGACCCGAAGAAAUUAAAGAGGACGACAUCGGUACAGAGGCAGGCUUGUUCGAGGUCAAAACUAUCGGCGAUGAAUACUUUACUUUCAUAACUAAGUGCAAAAACCCAAAAGCGUGCACAAUUUUGCUGCGUGGCGCCAGCAAAGAUGUUCUCAACGAGAUUGAACGUAAUUUACAAGAUGCGAUGAACGUCGCUAGAAACGUUGCGUUAGAGCAGCGUUUGGUGCCCGGUGGCGGAGCUAUUGAAAUGGCUCUUGGUCAGGUACUGACGGAAAAGGCAAAAUCGGCCGUAUCUGGUGUGCAACAAAUGGCCUAUAUGGCUAUGGCUCAGGCUUUCGAAGUAAUACCACGGACGCUGGCUAAAAAUUGCGGGGCAAAUGUUUUGCGGCUUAUUACUGAAUUACGCGCCCGCCACGCCAUGGAUCCUGCAAAGUACUGGACACUUGGAGUUGACGGUACUUCCGGGCAGUUAGCAGACAUGCGGGAGUUAAAUGUCUGGGAUCCCUUGGUAGUCAAAGCCCAAACAUUCAAGACAGCUAUCGAGACUGCUAUCCUGCUGUUGCGUAUUGAUGAUGUUGUCUCUGGCGUAAAGAAACAAAGUGGGGAUUCUCCGAGCUCUGCCCCGGCUACCGAUUAGGUCUUCUCAGUGAGAAUCAUUAGUUCUGUUAAAAUAAAUGCAUGUACCCACU